This is a messenger RNA of Oncorhynchus keta (chum salmon), 1061 nucleotides long. Its product is annotated as superoxide dismutase [Cu-Zn]-like. Gene Ontology annotation, biological process: removal of superoxide radicals. The record is from RefSeq and is a predicted model, not a curated record. Bases 97 to 561 code for a protein of 154 amino acids. Gene Ontology annotation, cellular component: nucleus; mitochondrion; cytosol. Lineage: Eukaryota; Metazoa; Chordata; Actinopteri; Salmoniformes; Salmonidae. The transcript has 4 exons. Gene Ontology annotation, molecular function: copper ion binding; superoxide dismutase activity.
GCUGAUUGGAACAAAUAAACUCUCUUUCAUUAAUAAAGCUCUACAUUCGCACUUGAGGUCUUUCUGUGACACACGGGCCUUUGUGAACUUGCAGAGAUGGUGCUGAAGGCUGUUUGCGUGCUGACAGGAACCGGUGGUGUUACCGGGACCGUAUUCUUUGAGCAAGAGGGUGAAGAUGCUCCAGUGAAGCUGACCGGGGAGAUUACAGGUCUGGCCCCGGGGGAGCAUGGCUUCCACGUCCACGCCUUCGGAGACAACACCAACGGCUGUAUGAGUGCGGGACCCCACUUCAACCCCCACAACAAGACCCACGGAGGACCCAACGAUGAUGUCAGGCACAUAGGGGACCUUGGCAACGUGACAGCAGGAGCUGACAAUGUGGCUAAGAUCAACAUCCAGGACAAGAUACUGACUCUCACUGGACCACUCUCGAUCAUUGGCAGGACCAUGGUGAUCCAUGAGAAAGCUGAUGACCUGGGGAAGGGAGGCAAUGAGGAGAGUCUGAAGACGGGCAACGCUGGCAGUCGCCAGGCUUGUGGUGUUAUUGGAAUUACCCAGUAAACACUCUGCCCCUGCUGGGAAGCACAAGCCACAGCUUGAAGACCACCCAGACCCCAUUGGAAGCUCUAACCCCACAUCCACCCCCCCCCUACCUUAACCUGUAAGGCACCUCAUCUGUCAGAUGGCUUUCCUAAAAACAAAGAUUGUCUGCGGCUUUAAGAGAAUUCUUUGUCCAUUGACUUCAGUGAUGAGUUGUCUGUUUUUGGGGAAACUCUCCUCUGAAGCUGGACUCGGGAGGGCUUUCAACUCAGGGACACGGCUGACGUUGAGCACGGAUCUAAUGAAGGGCACUAGGAGGUUGUGGCUAGGGGUUGAUUGGGGGGGGGGUGUUAUAUAUAUUUACUCCUGUCUGUACACAUUGGUCCUAGCACUGCUUCUGUCUCUAAUAUGGGGGUCUAUCUUCUAUGCUGUGAGCAUGGAUUAUACACUGUGUCUGAAAUGACUUAUGUAGUUCACUACUUAUGUCCUGUGGGGUUAGUAGAGACCUGGAUGGGGGUGGG